CAAAUUUUCCAAUUUUUUUUUCAAAAAACAAGAAAACAACGAAGUGCAAAGAUUUUUGUGUUUGAUUUGAUAAGUUUUAUGUCUAAUUUGAAAUUUUGCAUGUAAAUACUUUCAAAUUGCUUUUUAGAAAUGAAUGAAUGUGAUAUACCAUUUCCAGUGAGAACAGCGACAUUAAUUCGUGAAUUGGACAAACGAUUAAUGGUAUGGCUUCGUGACGGUAGAACUUUAAUAGGAAUCCUUCGAAGCAUAGAUCAAUUCGCCAAUCUCGUAUUACACCGAACAGUCGAAAGAAUUCACGUCGGAACGAAAUAUGGCGAUUUACCAGUCGGUGUUACGAUUAUCAGAGGAGAGAAUGUUAUAUUACUCGGCGAAAUAGAUCCUUUUAAAGAAAUGACCUCGCGCCUUGAAGAAGUAUCUCUGCCUGAAAUCUUAAGUUUACAGAAAGCAGAACAAGAAAAGAAACACGAACGAGGAAAGCUGAUUAGAAAAUCAUUACGAGAACGAGGGAUUUCUACUGCAUUAGAAGCUGUCGCUUUGGCAGACCGUGAUUUGAAUUUUAUGGAGUAAUUAUACGAUUCUAUUUUUCCAUUUGUUAACUCGGUAGGACAUUUUUGUCAUUUUUUAAAACACUGAUUUCGAAGAUGCGGUUUAAUUUUCAUGUUUUUUAUCAUAGUACAUAAUUGAAGAAGAUUAUCAAUUUUAAUUUUUUUAUCACAACGCUUGACGCGUUCCUAAUUGUACAUUUGUUAUUACUGUUUUGAUAUUAAAGCUUUCUACUACUCAA
Molecule: messenger RNA, 784 nt
Organism: Planococcus citri (citrus mealybug)
Lineage: Eukaryota; Metazoa; Arthropoda; Insecta; Hemiptera; Pseudococcidae
Gene: LSm1
Product: U6 snRNA-associated Sm-like protein LSm1
Exons: 3
Coding region: 130-567 (145 amino acids)
Biological process (GO): deadenylation-dependent decapping of nuclear-transcribed mRNA
Cellular component (GO): Lsm1-7-Pat1 complex; P-body
Molecular function (GO): RNA cap binding
Source: RefSeq, a predicted model, not a curated record